AUGGUUGCGGGAGCCGCGCAUAAAGGGAGAGAUGGAAAAGAGAGGAAAGAGGAGGUUCAUGGUAGGAUAAUAGGAAAUGGAGUGGGUAAUUUGUCUUGCAUGUUCACACGACAGGGGAAGAAGGGUACCAACCAGGACGCCAUGGUUGUCUGGGAGAAUUUUAAUGGAAGGUCAGACAUGGUUUUUUGUGGAGUUUUUGAUGGCCAUGGUCCGCAUGGCCAUAUUGUAGCAAGGAAAGUUAGAGAUACUCUCCCUUCGAAGCUGCGUGAUUUGAUAUAUGAUGACUUUGGGGAGAGCCCCAUUUGCAAUUCAGAUGGCUCAAUUCUAGAAGAAACUUUAUCUCCGUACGCAGAUGAAGAAGACAAGUCUCCAAUGUCUGUACAGAAAUUAGAACGUCGGAAUUCUUUUUUCUCAAUGAAAGAUUCAUUCCGAAAGGCUUUUAGGGUAACAGAUAAAGAACUUAAAUUACAUCGGAAUAUCGAUAGCAUUUGCAGUGGAAGUACAGCAGUUACUUUAAUCAAGCAGGGCCAGGAUCUUAUUGUUGGGAACUUAGGUGACUCUAGGGCUGUAUUAGGAACCAGAGAUCAAAACGGCCGUUUGGUUGCUCAUCAAUUGACAGUUGAUUUGAAACCCGAUCAUCCAAGAGAAGCAAGGAGAAUCAAACGAUGUAACGGAAGGGUUUUUGCUCAUCGGGAUGAACCAGAUGUAUCUCGCCUUUGGCUUCCUAAUUGUAACUCCCCUGGUCUAGCAAUGGCACGCGCUUUUGGUGAUUUCUGUCUAAAGGAUUUCGGGUUAAUCUGUGUGCCUGAAGUCACCUAUAGACAAAUCAGUAAGAAGGAUGAAUUCAUUAUCCUUGCUACAGAUGGGGUGUGGGAUGUCUUGACCAAUCAGGAAGUCAUGGAUGUGGUUGCUUCAUGUUCUGAGCGUUCAUCUGCAGCUCGUUCUAUUGUUGAUUUAGCAAAUCAGGCAUGGAGGUUUAAAUAUCCAACGUCCAAAACUGAUGAUUGUGCAACGAUAUGUCUUUUUCUCGACGUAGAGGACAUUGCUACUGGCUUAUCAGUGUCUUCUGUUACUAGCAAGGGAACUGGAUCAAGUCAAAGGGCACAAGCUCAGUCAAGGAAGCCCAAGCUCCAUAAUAGAAGUGUAAUACCUGAAGAUGUGGAUGAUGGAAGUGAAUCAAAUAUAAGUGGAGAUGAAAGGUCCUUGGAGAGCUUCACGAGAUUGAACACACUACUGGCACUACCAAAGUUCGGUGACACAAGUCCAAAAAUGAAAUGA
Miscanthus lutarioriparius is the source of this 1278-nucleotide messenger RNA. Lineage: Eukaryota; Viridiplantae; Streptophyta; Magnoliopsida; Poales; Poaceae. The record is from the annotation of a GenBank genome assembly.